GCGCGCAGAGCUCCAGACGCAGAUUGCAGUCCCAGCCAGCAGUCUCCGGUUCCCGUCGGAGCGCAGAGAAGCGGAGCAGCGCGAUCCCGACCCCCGGCCAGGACCAGCCUCCCCCGGAGCCUCCCCGACGCAGAGCGCAGCCUCCCCGACGCAGAGCGCCGAACCCCGGCAGCGGACAGCCAGCGGCGCCAUGGCCAAGAGCACGGCGAUCGGCAUCGACCUGGGCACCACCUACUCGUGCGUGGGCGUGUUCCAGCACGGCAAGGUGGAGAUCAUCGCCAACGACCAGGGCAACCGCACGACCCCCAGCUACGUGGCCUUCACCGACACCGAGCGGCUCAUCGGCGACGCGGCCAAGAACCAGGUGGCGCUGAACCCGCAGAACACCGUGUUCGACGCGAAGCGGCUGAUCGGCCGCAAGUUCGGCGACGCGGUGGUGCAGUCGGACAUGAAGCACUGGCCCUUCCAGGUGGUGAGCGACGGCGACAAGCCCAAGGUGCAGGUGAGCUACAAGGGCGAGACGCGGGCCUUCUACCCCGAGGAGAUCUCGUCCAUGGUGCUGACGAAGAUGAAGGAGAUCGCCGAGGCAUACCUGGGCCACCCGGUGACCAACGCGGUGAUCACGGUGCCCGCCUACUUCAACGACUCGCAGCGGCAGGCCACGAAGGACGCGGGCGUGAUCGCGGGCCUGAACGUGCUGCGCAUCAUCAACGAGCCCACGGCGGCCGCCAUCGCCUACGGCCUGGACCGGUCCGGCAAGGGGGAGCGCAACGUGCUCAUCUUCGACCUGGGCGGCGGCACGUUCGACGUGUCCAUCCUGACGAUCGACGACGGCAUCUUCGAGGUGAAGGCCACGGCGGGCGACACGCACCUGGGCGGGGAGGACUUCGACAACCGGCUGGUGAGCCACUUCGUGGAGGAGUUCAAGAGGAAGCACAAGAAGGACAUCAGCCAGAACAAGCGCGCCGUGCGGCGCCUGCGCACGGCCUGCGAGCGCGCCAAGAGGACCCUGUCGUCCAGCACGCAGGCCAGCCUGGAGAUCGACUCCCUGUUCGAGGGCAUCGACUUCUACACGUCCAUCACGCGGGCGCGCUUCGAGGAGCUGUGCUCGGACCUGUUCCGCGGCACGCUGGAGCCCGUGGAGAAGGCGCUGCGCGACGCCAAGCUGGACAAGGCGCAGAUCCACGACCUGGUGCUGGUGGGCGGCUCCACGCGCAUCCCCAAGGUGCAGAAGCUGCUGCAGGACUUCUUCAACGGGCGCGACCUCAACAAGAGCAUCAACCCGGACGAGGCGGUGGCCUACGGGGCGGCGGUGCAGGCGGCCAUCCUGAUGGGGGACAAGUCUGAGAACGUGCAGGACCUGCUGCUGCUGGACGUGGCGCCGCUGUCGCUGGGCCUGGAGACGGCGGGCGGCGUGAUGACGGCGCUCAUCAAGCGCAACUCCACCAUCCCCACCAAGCAGACGCAGACCUUCACCACCUACUCGGACAACCAGCCCGGGGUGCUGAUCCAGGUCUAUGAGGGCGAGAGGGCCAUGACGCGCGACAACAACCUGCUGGGGCGCUUCGAGCUCAGCGGCAUCCCGCCGGCGCCCCGGGGCGUGCCCCAGAUCGAGGUGACCUUCGACAUCGACGCCAACGGCAUCCUGAACGUCACGGCCACCGACAAGAGCACGGGCAAGGCCAACAAGAUCACCAUCACCAACGACAAGGGCCGGCUGAGCAAGGAGGAGAUCGAGCGCAUGGUGCAGGAGGCCGAGAGGUACAAGGCGGAGGACGAGGUGCAGCGGGAGAGGGUGGCGGCCAAGAACGCGCUCGAGUCCUACGCCUUCAACAUGAAGAGCGCCGUGGAGGACGAGGGCCUCAAGGGCAAGAUCAGCGAGGCCGACAAGAAGAAGGUGCUGGACAAGUGCCAGGAGGUCAUCUCCUGGCUGGACGCCAACACGCUGGCCGAGAAGGAGGAGUUCGUGCACAAGCGUGAGGAGCUGGAGAAGGUGUGCAGCCCCAUCAUCAGCGGGCUGUACCAGCAGGGUGCGGGUGCCCCCGGGGCUGGGGGCUUCGGGGCCCAGGCGCCCAAGGGCAGCUCUGGGUCAGGGCCCACCAUCGAGGAGGUGGAUUAGAGGCCCUUCCUUGCCCUCCUGGGGUCAUCUAGGACACGCACUGGUGGCCCUUGAGGACUGCCCUUGCACUGGGUAUUGUCAGGGUUGGUCCCUGAGUUCAUGCUGAAGUUACAGCCUUUCAUAAGGUAAUUGAGUUGACUGUUAAAUUUUGUAUGUUUAUAUUCUUUAUAUGCACAUUAACAUUGCCAGCUUCUCUGUGUACAGUAUUUUAUUCUUAACAGAGUAAGGGGAUUUUGUUCGUACACCUAGUGAUGGGUAAAAUUUAAAGAAUUUUUUAGUUUUGAGAUCCAGUGGCCUGGGAGGACACCGUCUUGCUGCUCAGGGACCCAUGAGAGUCUCAGGGUCUGGUCCCAAUACUGAGCAGCUGGAGUUGAUAUUCUCUUCCUUACACUGCAGACAUCUUUGAGACAAACUGGCUUUCAGAAGUCCUUUGCACUAUGUAUUGCCUAACUUUAGUCUUCUGUACUUAAAACUUUUAUUAUGUGCUUGUCCUGAUUAUAGUUUUGUGGUAUAACUCAUACAUUCUUUGCAUUAAUCCAAGUACUGUAAAGAUGGCAUUUUCCUGCCACCAGAGAAAUCAACACUGCCACCCUGUGUAGAUUUUCUUAUUUGCAACAUUACAAAGUUAGAAAAAUUUUUUUAUAACUUAACUAUUCAAAAUAAACUGUUACAACUA
Peromyscus leucopus (white-footed mouse) is the source of this 2795-nucleotide messenger RNA. RefSeq names its product heat shock 70 kDa protein 1A. The record is from RefSeq and is a predicted model, not a curated record. Gene Ontology annotation, cellular component: vesicle; blood microparticle; cytoplasm. Gene Ontology annotation, molecular function: ubiquitin protein ligase binding; ATP-dependent protein folding chaperone; ATP binding. Gene Ontology annotation, biological process: cellular response to unfolded protein; positive regulation of proteasomal ubiquitin-dependent protein catabolic process; protein refolding. The transcript has a single exon. Lineage: Eukaryota; Metazoa; Chordata; Mammalia; Rodentia; Cricetidae. The coding region runs from base 191 to 2119 and encodes 642 amino acids.